GGUCGUUUCGUGCACCACAAUCCAUGUCGAAUGCACCUAUUUUCUUUGCUCAUAUCGCGAGACGCCAAUGUUUACGUUUCCCUUGGCGACCACAAAUUGGUUCAUGGAGAAGGCUGAGGACCAAAAGACCAAGUUCAUAACUAAUCAACCCUACGACGAGUGUUUGGAGGUGAACGACGCAGAGGAAAUAGCCAGUGUGUAUACCCCAACACCACGACAAACAGUUUCUGUUGUCUCAUAUCCUACUAGCGUCGAGAAAGACGAGCAGGCAGCUGCUUGAAAUGGCAAACAACAGCAGUGAUGAAUUCGAGGAUGAUGGAAAGCCUAAAUCGAAAGAGCAAUUUAACAGCCACCCCGGCGUGAGCGACAAUGAGGAAGAGGAGGAAGAUGAUUCCGAUGAGACAGAGUCUGAUGAAGAAGCCGAGCCGAGUUCUGCUCCAGAAGGCAGGCAGCAAUUUGACAGUCAACUGUCAAUUGAGCGUCAACAGUAUUUUGGUAGGGAGAAUCAAGAGGACGAGGAGCCCGACUUUAUGUGCAGGGCAUACGACCCAGCAGACUAUGACCACCUUCCUGUUUCAGCUGAAAUCAAAGAGCUUUUUCAGUACAUCACACGGUACACUCCUCAGAAUAUUGAACUGGACCAUAAACUGAAACCUUUCAUACCAGACUUCAUUCCAGCUGUGGGAGACAUUGAUGCUUUUCUUAAAGUGCCACGACCUGAUGGCAAACCAGACAACCUGGGUCUGUUGGUGCUUGAUGAGCCCUGCACCAAGCAGUCCGACCCCACUGUGUUGUCCCUGUGGCUCUCAGAGAACAGCAAGCAGCACAAUAUCACUGAGGUGAAAGUGAAAAGUAUCGAGAACCCAGAGAAGAAUCCCAAAGCCAUCGAGAGCUGGAUGGAGAGCAUCAGUGAGCUGCAUCGCUCCAAACCCCCGGCCACUGUCCACUACAACAGGCCCAUGCCAGAUAUCGACACCCUAAUGCAAGAGUGGCCACCAGAGUUUGAAGAGUUGCUGGGGAAAGUCAGCCUACCAACUGCUGAUAUCAAUUGCGAUUUGGCAGAGUACAUCGAUGUGAUUUGUGGCAUUCUGGAUAUCCCUGUUUAUAAGAGCCGGAUCCACUCCCUCCAUGUGCUGUUCACUCUAUACUCUGAGUUUAAAAACUCCCAGCAUUUUAAAGCUUUAGCAGAGGGUCAGAAGUCUGAGACGUCAGCACCCCCCUCAGCCAGCGGAGAGCCAGAAACACUGACGUUCGAAUGAUGAAAACCUGGAUCGACAAGUCUUCUACCUUGCCCCUCAAUAAGCUCCUUGAGCACGCAACCACACUGAGUAUACCUUUUACAACAAAAUAGCUACUUUUAGCUUUACUAUGCCCAUCAACUGACUUUAUAGAUGGAUCAUAAGUAUUCAAAAUUCUCAAGGUUGUCUGUUAUGUGUGUGUAUAUAUAUAUAUAUAUAAACUUCUCUUUUUUUACAUGCUUUUUUUAUAGUAGCAGAAAUAUGUUAUAAACCUUACAUGAAAAACUAAACUGUGUAAGUGAUAACUUUUAAGGAAAAUCUAUAAUGAAAUGUUCACAAAGUCCCUGCUAUUUAGAAUGAUUGCUUAUCCUACCCCUUAUAUUAUGCAAAUUAUUUUAAAGUAUUUCUAGCUCUUAUGGACAUAUCAGUUGGUGUAAGGACCGUUUGAGAGAAUACAUUAAGACAUAUCGCACUGAAGUGUAAGAACAGGCGUGUGAGGAAGAACAUUAAUAUAGGUUACUUUAAUAUUUCAAGGAAUAAUAGUUAAGUCAGCAGACAGUGUUAAAGGAAUAAUAAUUGCAUCAGCAGACAGUGUUAUGACAUACAAGUCGGUGAAAGGGGGGAUGGCUAAAGGAUCCCUCACUAAGCAGGGGCUCCGGUAAGGCAAGGCUGCAUUAAACAACUAGGUUGUAACAAUCAAAAACCAAACAUGUCAUGAUACAGUACUAUUAACAUGAAUCAGAACCGAGCACACGUUAUACAAACUGUCAGAGAGAUCUGUCAUAACUGUCUUUAUGAGAUCUGGCAUAACCUCUUCACAAAACCCAAAGGAGCCAUGAUCAACAUUCCAAUAAAGGGAAGAUAGAGUUAUAUAGUAAUUUUUGAAUGGGUGCAUAUUCAGUUUAUAUUUUUCUUCUUUGACUAAAAGAUACAUCUAUAAAAAAGAAGGAAAAUGUAAUAAAUAAUCUGAAUACAGA
This is a messenger RNA of Osmerus eperlanus (European smelt), 2215 nucleotides long. RefSeq names its product intraflagellar transport 46 homolog (Chlamydomonas) (gene ift46). Gene Ontology annotation, biological process: cilium assembly; intraciliary transport. Gene Ontology annotation, cellular component: centrosome; motile cilium; intraciliary transport particle B. The transcript has 13 exons. Lineage: Eukaryota; Metazoa; Chordata; Actinopteri; Osmeriformes; Osmeridae. Bases 282 to 1259 code for a protein of 325 amino acids. The record is from RefSeq and is a predicted model, not a curated record.